AACAUCUCUCCCUUCACAUACGGUAUGGGUAUCUCCCAGGUCUACGACAAAGGCCAAGUCUUUGCACCGUCGGUUUUGGACAUCGACGACGAACAGCUUUUGGCCAGCUUUUUGAAUGCCGUCAAGACUCUAGCAACCAUCUCUUUGGCUGUAAACUACCCUACCCUGCCAUCGGUUAUUCACAGUUUGGUCAACUCUUACAAGAAGGCCAUUGCUGUCGCUUUGGAGACCGAAUACUCCUGGGAGGCGAUUGAUGAGCUCAAGGACAGGAUUGCCAACCCUGAGGCUUACGCUUCUGCUGGCCCUGCUCCUGGUGCCACUGCCGCUGAGGACAGCAAGCCAGAGGCUAAGGAGGAGGAGAAGGAAGACGAGGAGUCGGAGGAUGAGGGUGGGUUCGGUGAUUUGUUCGGUUAAAAUAAUUUUUAGACGAAAUGGUAUCACGAACUUGAGUAAAAUAUAAUUAUUCAAUCCUUUCUUCCA
Molecule: messenger RNA, 480 nt
Organism: Tuber melanosporum (Perigord truffle)
Lineage: Eukaryota; Fungi; Ascomycota; Pezizomycetes; Pezizales; Tuberaceae
Exons: 2
Coding region: 25-414 (129 amino acids)
Biological process (GO): ribosomal large subunit assembly; cytoplasmic translation
Cellular component (GO): cytosolic large ribosomal subunit
Molecular function (GO): large ribosomal subunit rRNA binding; structural constituent of ribosome
Source: RefSeq, a predicted model, not a curated record